UGGCUCAAGCAUGCCAGAGCCGAUACCAGCUUUUCUUGCUAUGCAUCAUUUCCAAGCACCACCCCGCAUUACUGCGGUACAGCCCGGCGAAAACGACACAGAGGCUCAAGGUGGUGUACCCGCAACAACAACUGAAGAAACUGAAGACAAGCUGGAUUUGCUGGAGGUCCGCUCUUGCGGAAGCUUUGACCAAAAGUCGCAAUCUGACACAGAUGCAGACGACUUCAAGGAUUUGUCACCGGAAAAGACAAGCGAAAAGGCCAAAGGGCAGUUUCUGGAGAAGCUGAAUUUUAGCCCUGAGGGGAAGGAAAUGGAGGCAAUGCAGCCACUAGAGGACACUGCAAAAAUUACAAGUGCGGUGGAGCCAGACAUAGAAAAGGUUGGAAGUGCUUUCGCUCCUGAGGUGUCUCUGAAGCGGGAUAGCGACAGAGAAACCAAACAGGGCCUGGACAAGCUGGAGGAUGUCUCACUGCCAGAGGCAGCUGACAAGCAGGCAAUACCAGCUCUUAUGCUCUCUCGUGUCCCUGGACCUGGGUGGAAAGACGAGGUGAAACAGGAGGUCACGCCUGAGAUUCUGGCAGCUGUGAAAUCGGAAGUCUCUUCUCAGUUCGCCGCACUUCAAGCAGAGAUGGC
This is a messenger RNA of Cladocopium goreaui, 633 nucleotides long. The record is from the annotation of a GenBank genome assembly. NCBI's taxonomy places the organism in Eukaryota, Dinophyceae, Suessiales, Symbiodiniaceae.